AUGAGAGGGGUGUUUCUCCCAUGGAAUCCACUGCGCUUCCACACUCUCACUCUCCCUUCCCUUCCAAACAGAACCUUAAUCCUCUCAGCUUCCGUGGAUUCCCCCUCUCAGGUGAGCGCGCGAGAGAGGAGGCGCGAGAGGAGCGAGAGAAGAGAGAGAAAGAGCGGCGCGAACUGGAGGGAGGAGGUGGAGAUGAGACUCAUCGAGAAACCGAAGAAGAAAGGUUCGUGGAUGGAUGAACUGAACCUGGACAACCUCGCCAAGUUGGGUCCCCAAUGGUGGGUCGUCCGUGUCUCAAGGAUUAAGGGUCACGACAUUGCGCAACUCCUCGCUCGCUCCCUCGCUAUAAACUACCCCGACCUCGAGUUUAAGAUGUAUGUUCCAUCCGUCAAUGAGAAAAAGAGAUUGAAGAAUGGUUCGUACUCCAAUAAACCAAAGCAACUGUUCCCUGGAUGUGUUUUCUUGAGAUGUGUGAUGAAAAAAGAACUACAUGACUUCAUAAGAGAGUAUGAUGGUGUUGGAGGCUUUCUUAGUUCCAAGGUUGGAAACACAAAGAGACAGAUCAAUAGACCGAAGCCAUUAUCUGAUGACGAUGUUGAUGCAAUCUUCAGACAAGCAAAAGAAGAGCAAGAGAAAACUGACCAAGCUUUUGAGGAAGAAGAGAUGAAAGCUGCCCUAAAUUCUGGGAUUCCUAACACAGAAUUAGAACCCGAUGAUGUUUUGAAUGCUAUUGUUGACAAUAAAUCUAAAAGGAGACCUAGGAAAACUUCUGACCAGGUCAAAGUCACAGAUGCUUCUUCUAUUCGAAACAAAUAUAAACACUUUGUUCCUGGUUCCACUGUUCGUGUUGUAUCUGGAACCUUUUCAGGGUUUACAGGCACCCUCAAAAAGCUGAAUCGAAAAACUAAAAUGGUCACUGUGCAUUUCACUCUCUUUGGGAAAGAGAACAUAGCAGACAUAGAUGUUAAUGAAAUUGCACUAGAGACAAACUGA
Messenger RNA from Sphenostylis stenocarpa, 993 nucleotides. NCBI's taxonomy places the organism in Eukaryota, Viridiplantae, Streptophyta, Magnoliopsida, Fabales, Fabaceae. The record is from the annotation of a GenBank genome assembly.